AUGGUGGGGCGCAUGUGGGAACUGGCCAGCGUCAACACCAUCAUCGCUGCGGGCCCCGCCUCAGAAACGACACCGCCCCGACAACACCCCCCGCCGCCGCAGCGAGCCCCGGAGUUGGACUCGUGUGACACUCCCGAACCCGUCUUUCCUCCUCUACACAACAAUGCCGGUACAGAUGCAGAUUCCAUUACAUCCGGUGUUUCGGCCACUCCCCGCGCCGGUACCGCUACGGGCGCCGGCGUAGGUGACGACAAUGAUGAAGACGAACCCGCUGUUGCCCGGCCUUUCCUGCGUACCUCGAGCCCCGACCCAGCCUCGCGGCCAGGCUUGUCCGAGACUGUCGAAGAUGAAGACGAUGAAGGGCGUGUUGGGGCCACCGGCGAUGACGCAGGCCCGCGUCCAAGGCCGAAUCACAAGAUGCACAGGUUCAGUUUGUACGAAACGGCCAGCCGCUUCUAUAUCGUCGGCGGCGACGUGACCGAGAAACGAUACCGCAUACUCAAAGUCGACCGCACCAACGACGGCGACGACGCCCCGGAGCUGAGCAUCACCGACGACAAGACCGUCUAUACCCAGAAGGACAUGAACCAGCUCCUCGAUACUAUAGACGACGGCAAUAAGGGGACGGGCGGGCUAAAGCUGCGGUGCACCACCUGGGGCAUCCUGGGCUUUAUCAAGUUCACAGGCCCCUAUUACAUGUUGUUGAUCACCAAGAAGAGCACCGUCGCCAUGAUCGGAGGCCACUACGUCUACCAGAUUGACGACACCGACCUCAUCCCCCUAACGUCGCCCAACUACAAAGCAGACCAACGCAACACCGAAGAGUCACGCUUCUUAGGCAUCCUCAACCAUCUCGAUUUGGCCCGGUCCUUCUACUACAGCUACUCCUACGAUAUCACUCGCAGCCUACAGCACAACAUAUCUAGGGAGAGAGCCGCCAUGACCAACGGCCGCCCUUGCUCUUCUGACGAUGACUUCAACCCCAUGUUUGUCUGGAACGACCACCUGCUUCGGCCGGCCGCUAAGGUCCUCAACGCGCCCUUCGACUGGUGCCGCCCGAUUAUACAUGGUUACAUUGACCAGUCCGCCGUGUCCGUCUACGGGAGGACCGCCCACAUAGCAAUUAUCGCCCGCCGCAGCCGUUAUUUCGCUGGCGCUAGGUUUUUGAAGAGGGGCGCUAAUGACCUGGGAUACGUGGCGAACGACGUCGAGACGGAGCAGAUUGUGUCCGAGGCCAUGACCACCUCGUUUCAUGCGCCGGGUCCCAAGUUCUUUGCCAACCCUACAUACACCUCAUAUGUACAACAUCGCGGUUCCAUCCCCCUUUAUUGGACGCAGGAUAACACGGGUGUCACCCCCAAACCGCCGAUAGAGCUGAACCUGGUAGAUCCCUUUUACACGGCAGCAGCACUACAUUUUGACAACCUCUUUGAGCGGUACGGCGCGCCCAUCUACGUUCUGAACCUGAUCAAGGCUCGCGAGCGGACGCCGCGCGAGAGCAAGCUCCUGGAAGAAUACACCCGCGCCAUUGCAUACCUCAACCAGUUCCUACCAGCCGACAAGAAAAUCAUCCAUCGGGCCUGGGACAUGUCGCGCGCUGCCAAGAGCCGCGACCAGGACGUGAUCGGUACGCUUGAGAGCAUUGCCGAGGAGGUCGUGAGCACCACGGGCUUUUUCCAAAACGGCGAUGGCCACGUCUCCCCGAUCCGCGCCCAGAACGGCGUGGCCCGUACAAACUGUAUCGAUUGCCUGGACCGCACAAACGCCGCCCAAUUUGUCAUCGGGAAGCGGGCGCUGGGCCACCAACUCCACGCACUGGGUAUUCUGGGGGACACCACGGUAGAAUACGACACCGACGCCGUCAACCUGUUCACACAUAUGUACCACGAUCAUGGGGAUACCAUUGCCGUGCAGUACGGCGGGUCGCAGCUGGUCAACACCAUGGAGACCUACCGCAAGAUCAACCAGUGGACUAGCCACUCGCGUGACAUGAUCGAGAGCUUCAAGCGAUACUACCACAACUCUUUCCUGGACGGUCAGCGCCAAGAAGCCUACAAUCUGUUUCUGGGCAACUACAUCUUCGCCCAGGGGCAGCCCAUGCUAUGGGAUCUGGCUACGGACUACUACCUUCAUCACGAGGAUCCCCGGACAUGGCUGGAAAAGCGGAAGCGUGACUACAUUCGCUGGUACACCCCGGAGUUUCUAAAGGAACGCACACUUGCCCCGUACCCGCCCUUUCCACCCGCCGCGGACAGCAAGCCGAUCUCUGGCUAUGAUGACUACUGGUUGGAAUAUUACCGCCCGUCCACCCUCUCCUCCUUCCCCAAGAUGUUUCCGUACAAAAUGAAUUCGACCAUCAAAUACAUCCCAUUCAAGUCCACCCAGGACGGUCGGUACGACCUCAGCCCAUUCCGCGUGCGCAACGACGCCGACGGCGACGCCCAUGAUAAGAAGAAGGCAAAGAAAGAAGUAACCAUCGUCGCCCCCAACGACCUAGCUCGCAUGGCCGACGACACCGAGACAUCAUCCGUGAGCGAGAAACCCGCAAGCCCAACCCAGAGCGCUGCCAGCGCCGCUGCGAACGGCCGCGUGUCGCUUCACCGCUGGCUGCACGAGAAAAACACACCCAGCGAGACCCAGUCCCACCACCAUCACCAUCAUCACCAACGCCGCCAAAGCACGAACUCCCACAGCCGCAACACUAGCAUCGAGGAAACGCACAAUAACAACCACAAUCAUCACCACCAGCACCACCAGCACCAGUCCACUCACACCCGCACUCCGUCUAGAGACCAGGACCAGGAGAAAAAGAAACCGCACCAGACCGCACUCGAGAAGUCCCGCGCCGCCCAGCAGACCUUUACCCAGGUGGUGCGCGACUCGCUCGACCCGGCCGUCAGCGCCGCCGAGGCCGACGACUACGCGCGGUACGUUGCCCAUCCACAAAGCCUCCCCCUGGUCGUCUCGUCGUCCACGGGGGCGGGGGCCGGGGUCGAUGGGAAUCAUAGUAGUGGCGGUGGCGGUAGCUUCACGAACGGCAGCAGCAACCACAACAAUAAUAGUAAUAAUAUAUUCUUGCUGCCUGUGGACGAGAUCGAGCCCGAGUAUCUCGCCUUCAUAAACGGCAAGUGGAGGGACGAAGGGCUCGGGCAGGAGGUGGAUUUCGGGAGGGUCGUUCGGGGCAAGGACGGAAGGAGUCGCGGCAGUGAGAAUGGGGACCGGGAAUACGAGGGCCGGGGAGAGGAUGAUGGGGAUGGGGGGGAGGAGGAAGAUGACAGAGCGCUGUAUGCCGAGACGGUGCGGGUCGCGGAGAACCCGCUGACCGUCACGGAGGAGGACGCGCUCAAGAAGAGGUACAAGGCCUAUCGGAAGUGGCUGCGCGGGAAGAGCUUGUUUAAGCAGCAGCCGGUGGACUAG
Molecule: messenger RNA, 3417 nt
Organism: Chaetomium globosum CBS 148.51
Lineage: Eukaryota; Fungi; Ascomycota; Sordariomycetes; Sordariales; Chaetomiaceae
Exons: 2
Coding region: 1-3417 (1138 amino acids)
Biological process (GO): phosphatidylinositol dephosphorylation
Cellular component (GO): intracellular membrane-bounded organelle
Molecular function (GO): phosphatidylinositol-3,5-bisphosphate 5-phosphatase activity
Source: RefSeq, a predicted model, not a curated record